AUGGGUGAGGUAAGGGCUUACCGUUGGAACCACGAAGCUGAUGGGAGAUGGGUAGGAGAGGCGAAGCAAAGGUGGAUCUUGAGAUUUGAGCAGAAGUUGGCAUUAUCAAAUUGCUUACCGUUGGAGCUGAGGGAUGGCAAAACUUUGGCAUUUGUCACAUUUCUGGGUGAAGACUUGGGCAUCAGUAUGGACAAUAGGUCAAAAAUAUCUUUGCCUAAUGACCUUGUGAGCGAGAGAUCGGGCACCAAAAUAGUUGCUACAGAUGCCCUUAUGGAUCUCCCAAAGGACAUAGUUGAAUUGGAAUGUGGGAUCCAUUUAUGUUGCACUGUGGUUAAUGGUGCAGAUGGCAACCGUUUGUGUGCUGGGUGCCUCUAUGAAUUCAAUGUGGAUCUUACAAACGAGGCUUCGGUCCGUGGACGAAGCCAACCUUGCCAAGACAUCAACGUGGUUGUUCUCAUAGUGUGGGAUCUGACUGAUGCGAUAAGCGUUGAAGGUUUACAGCAACUGGUGGGCAUACUGGAGGUAUGUUGUUAUGAAGGUGUCUUUGGCAAGGAAGUCACGAUUGACUUGAUGAAUAACCAGCUGAGAGUCGUUGAAUAUCUGAAACUAUCUAGCUCUCAUGUCUUUGGCUAG
This is a messenger RNA of Prunus armeniaca (apricot), 633 nucleotides long. Lineage: Eukaryota; Viridiplantae; Streptophyta; Magnoliopsida; Rosales; Rosaceae. The record is from the annotation of a GenBank genome assembly.